This is a messenger RNA of Catharus ustulatus (Swainson's thrush), 886 nucleotides long. RefSeq names its product fibroblast growth factor 3 (gene FGF3). Lineage: Eukaryota; Metazoa; Chordata; Aves; Passeriformes; Turdidae. Bases 1 to 687 code for a protein of 228 amino acids. Gene Ontology annotation, molecular function: fibroblast growth factor receptor binding; growth factor activity. The record is from RefSeq and is a predicted model, not a curated record. Gene Ontology annotation, cellular component: cytoplasm. The transcript is spliced from 3 exons. Gene Ontology annotation, biological process: positive regulation of gene expression; fibroblast growth factor receptor signaling pathway; positive regulation of cell population proliferation.
AUGGUUAUAAUUUGGAUCUUGUUCCUGACUCUGUUGCAGGAGCCGUGGUCCCCAGGCCGGGCCGCGGCCGUGCCCGAAGCCGCCGGAGCCGCCCCCCGGCCGCGCCGGGAUGCGGGGGGACGCGGCGGCGUCUACGAGCACCUCGGGGGAGCGCCCCGGCGCAGGAAGCUCUACUGUGCCACCAAGUACCACCUCCAGAUCCACCCCAGCGGCAGGAUAAACGGCACCCUGGAGAAGAACAGCGCCUUCAGUAUUCUGGAAAUAACCGCUGUGGACGUUGGAAUCGUUGCCAUCAAGGGCCUGUUCUCUGGCAGAUACCUAGCCAUGAACAAGAGGGGCAGACUUUAUGCAUCAGAGAACUACAAUUCUGAGUGUGAGUUCGUGGAGAGGAUCCAUGAGCUGGGUUACAACACGUACGCCUCCCGUCUGUACCGGACUGUCCCCAGCAGAGCCGGCACCAAGCGCAAAGCCAGCGCCGAGAGACUCUGGUACGUCUCAGUCAAUGGCAAAGGACGACCCAGGAGGGGCUUUAAAACCCGCAGGACACAGAAAUCCUCUCUCUUUCUGCCCAGAGUGCUGGAUAACAAGGACCACGAGAUGGUCCGGCUGUUCCACAUGAACGCGAAAUUCCGGGAGAGUCUCCUGAAGGGCCCGAGCAAGAACCAGCGCAGAAGGAGAGGACACUGAUGGGGUGGGGGUACCUCAUGCUGGAGGUGGGGAGGACUGAGAGCCUUCCAAAUGCUGAUAAAAAAACUAACAGCUGUGAUUGUACAGGAGGCAUUAACACAGACAGGUUUCACACACUGUGUAAUAGAACUGAAAACCAUGUCGCUUGCUUUUAGCUAUUGUAGGAUUGUUACCUGUGGGGAAAGAGAUGGGAGAUAAA